AUGGAUGGGGAUCAGCCGUCCACGGCCCCCCCGGUCGAGCUCUCCAACGGCAAACGACGAUGGCGCCGAAAUAGAGUGGCCUGCGACUCUUGCCACACCCGUCGAGUACGAUGCGACCGAGCCUUCCCCUGCUCGCGCUGUCUGCGCAGUGACAUCCAUUGCGAAUUUACACGCGAACGACGCAAACGAGGUCGCAUAGCUCGAUCUAAAGGAAAUAUGACCAUGGCCAACGGCAACGGGGCGAGCGACGCUGGUCGCAGUCGCACGGAAGCGAAGCAGACAAAUGGAAACGGUGACCACAAAAUGUCGGAACAGGCUAUGUCGCCGCUGGAUAAUAGCUCGCCUACCUCCACCUUUCACCAGCGGUCGCCGGCGACGAACGAGAUUAGUGGCAUGUCUGCGCCUAGCGUUGAUGGGCGUCGUUCUGUGGUUGAUGGUGCCAGACCGCAGCGCCCGCCACCUGCGAAUGUUACAGAGGAAUGGCUCUCUGCAGCACACCUCUCUCCUGAGUCUUAUGACAUCCUAGGGGGUGCCCCUGCUGGUGUCACGGAGCCCUCUUUGCCGAGGCUUGAGGAUAUUUGGAAUCCGGCUGAUCUGGCUGGUCAUCGUGUGAGCCAGCGACCGCCGCCUAUACCCUCUGUGUCAGGUGGAAAUCAUUCUCAGAGUCAGCCUUCGACCUCACGGUCGCCGUUGAAGUAUCCAGUAUUGGAGCCGCUUAUGCCUUACCUCGAGGGGAAUCUGCCCCGUCGACUUGUUUGCGAUUUGCUCGAGCUUUAUUUUACUAGCGCUUUCUCGACUCAUAUGCACCCUGUAUGCCAUCAUAUUCAUUGUUUUGUGCUGAGGAAAGCUUCUUUCCUUAGUACGGACCGUCCCAGGCCUAGUAGCCCUGCCUUGUUGGCUAGUAUGCUCUGGGUGGCUGCUGUGGAUGAUCGGGCUUUCUCGUUGUCUAUAUCGCCUUUACAACGCCGGAAGAUCUGUCAAUUCCUGUGCGCUUUGAUUAUACGAUUGCUACGACCUUUGAUCCACGUUGCUUUCAAGGAUCAGGAAGGGUCUCCGCCAGAGAAUGUCAAUGCUGCUCAGGACUUUUCAGCAGCCGCAGCCUACCACCCAUUCGAAGGAGUCGGUGAUGACAAAGGACUGGUUGGCCCUGCUGGAUCUCUAGAUGAUGUGAUUACAUAUAUUCAUGUUGCCUCUAUUAUUUCAUCCAGCGAGCAAAAAGCCGCAAGUAUGAGAUGGUGGCAUGCGGCCUUUACAUUAGCCCGAGAACUUAAAUUGAACCAGGAGAUGGAAGUUCUAUCCAAUGUGGACUGUCUAAGUGACGGUUCAAGUCCGUCUUUUGGUUACCCAUUGGGAGGCUGGCCUGGCUCACCCGGUGGCAUGGGCUUUGACUACUCAAAUCCUUCGCGACCAAGUUUGAAUUGCGUAUGCGAUCAAAGCCAAGAUCCCCAUAGCAGUCCCAUCACGGAAGAACACCGCGAAGAGCGACGCAGAACAUGGUGGCUGCUGUAUAUUAUGGAUCGUCAUCUCGCCUUGUGCUACAACCGCCCCCUUGCCCUCCUCGAUGCUGAAAGUGAGGACCUCCUGCUUCCACUCGAUGAAAAUGCAUGGCAAGCAGGAGUCAUACACACGAACAGCCCCCGCCCAGAUGGCCCCCAAUGUCUCCGGUCUGGCGAUCAGAACAAACGGCGGGUCUUCCCAAACUUUGUCUGCCACGACCACUCUAUUCUUGGAUUUUUCCUCCCUCUCAUGACCAUCACUGGUGAAUUGAUUGACCUGAAUCAAGCUCGAAACCACCCCACACUUGGUGUUCGACUGCAAGGCAAAGAAGCAUGGGAUGUCCAUGUCGCUGAGGUGCUGCGCCAGCUGGAAAUCUACAAAGCCAGUUUGACCACUUUUGCCGCGGCAGACCCUGAAACUUCACUGCCAAGUGGGUCAGGUCAGCCCGUCGACGCGCAAUUGUCUCAGGCUUAUUCUUGGCACACUCAAACCGUGAUCGCCUACUCAUCCUACCUCGUCCACGUUCUCCACAUCCUACUUGUCGGCAAGUGGGACCCUGUCUCACUCAUCGAAGACAAGGACUUUUGGACAUCAUCGCCAGCCUUUGCAUCCACCAUUUCCCACGCGCUAGAGGCCGCCGACUCAGUGCAACAAAUCCUGCGCUUUGACCCCGACAUCAGCUUCAUGCCCUACUUCUUCGGCAUCCAACUCCUCCAAGGAAGCUUUCUCCUCCUACUAAUCGUCGAACGCCUUCAAAAGGAAGCAGGCGAGGGGAUCCUCAAUGCCUGUGAAACAAUGAUCCGAGCCACAGAAUCCUGCGUGGUAACCCUAAAUACAGAAUACCAACGCAGUUUUCGGCAAGUCAUGCGCAGCGCAGUGGCCCAGGCCCGAGGCCGCCCGGUAAACCCGAGUGAGAUUCGGCACCGCCGCAAAGCAGUCCUAGCCCUAUAUCGCUGGACACGCAAGGGCACCGGAUUGGCCCUGUAA
Molecule: messenger RNA, 2484 nt
Organism: Penicillium antarcticum
Lineage: Eukaryota; Fungi; Ascomycota; Eurotiomycetes; Eurotiales; Aspergillaceae
Exons: 2
Coding region: 1-2484 (827 amino acids)
Biological process (GO): regulation of DNA-templated transcription; DNA-templated transcription
Molecular function (GO): zinc ion binding; DNA binding; DNA-binding transcription factor activity, RNA polymerase II-specific
Source: RefSeq, a predicted model, not a curated record